Glycine soja is the source of this 1638-nucleotide messenger RNA. RefSeq lists its product as uncharacterized. Bases 245 to 1294 code for a protein of 349 amino acids. The transcript has 14 exons. NCBI's taxonomy places the organism in Eukaryota, Viridiplantae, Streptophyta, Magnoliopsida, Fabales, Fabaceae. The record is from RefSeq and is a predicted model, not a curated record.
UUUAUUUUCACAGCUUCAAAACUAGGGUCGUCCACUGAGGAAACAAAGGAGCAGGGAGCACCGCAAUCGCAAGGGUUUGUUCGAUUUCAUUGUCUUCUUUGUCUCGCUGAUCAAUUCUCACCAGUGCCCAAACAUAAACAAUCUCAACGCACAAUCGCACAUAGCCUAAUCCUAAACGCAUCGUUUCGCGCUAAAUGCUUCGCAACAGAGUGCGCUAGCUUGUUUGCUCAGACUCACUGGCGCCAUGGCUCUUUCACUCGGCAAGCUCUUCAUUCUCGUCGGCGCAGGUAUAGCUGGUUCAGUAAUUGCAAAAGAAGGGCGUCUGCCAGAUGUCUCUGGUCUCGCCUCUGGUGCUUUUAAGGUUGUUUUGAGGCAACUUAAAAGCGAUGAUCCUGCUCCAACUGUUAAAAAGCAGCCGCAUAAUGAUGCUUUGUUGGCUCAGGUUAACAGUCUUCGGCAGGAACUACAACUUCUUGCUAGAGAUAGAUCAAUCACUAUUGUAAAUGCAAGUGGAACAGGUGGGAGAAAAUAUGCAACAGUGAUUGUUAUUGUUGUGGUAGGAUAUGGAUACGUUUGGUGGAAGGGAUGGAAGCUUCCUGAUCUGAUGUUUGCAACAAGGCGUGGUUUGUCUGAUGCUUGCACAUCAAUUGGUAAUCAGAUGGGAAAGCUUUAUGAAUCAAUUGGGGAUACCAAGAAGAAAUUAUCUGCAAGAAUCAACGGUCUGGAUAAAAAUUUAGAAGAAUGUGCUGCCAUUACUGAAAGUACCAGGGAGGAUAUAUAUGUAAUUCAACGGAAAGCAGAUACAAUAAGUGAAGAUUCGAAGUCUUUUCAUGUUGCAGUCCAUGUUCUGGAAUCUAAAAUUAAAGAAAUAGAAGAGAAGCAGGUGGCCACAAUUGAAGGAGUGAACAUGUUGUGUCAAUUUACCAAGACUUUGGAGAAUAGCAGAUCCACAGAGUAUAUUCAGGCAUCUUCUUCCAGUUCUUCCAGGCCAGCCCUUGAGCUUCCACCAGUUUCACCCUCUUCCAGGGGUUCACAGUCAGGUUCUGCUAGGCUAUCUCUUGAGCCACCAUCCGUUACGCCAUCAUCAAGGACUGCAUCCUUGCCACCGACAUUGUCUACGGAUCCACCAUCUCCAUCAAUUUCUGGUGGAUCUUUCCAGGAACCUAAAGUAGACAAAAGCAAUGGAUCUAGUUCUGGCUUGUUUGGGUUGAUAUCUGGCGUCUAUGGUCCAUUGCUGACAAGAACUCGCAGUGCGACAGAUGCAGUAGUCCAAAAAACUCGUUCGACUAGUUAACAGUAGCAUGUCUCUUUUUCCUUUUUUGGACCGCAGUAAACUAUAUAUAGAUUAUUGGACCUAUGGUGGGGUUGAAAAUCUUCACCAGUUGGUGACUGUUCAGAAGAAUUAUGAACCGUUAAUUAUAGUAUGCCCGAGCCAAAUUAUAAAUGACUGGGCAUUAAAUUUUGCAGCAGAGAGGCUGUUUCUCUCGAGUUUCAUUAGGAUUAAAAUUAAAAUAAGAAUUUGUCCGAUAUUCAACUGGGAAAGCUGGUAAAGGAAAGAGUGACUAUUGAAUUGUUCUAAACCCUUUUGUUCACCGUAUUAUUUUUGAAUUUUGAGAAUUAGAUGUAAAAUCUUGUUAA